Molecule: messenger RNA, 2016 nt
Organism: Menidia menidia (Atlantic silverside)
Lineage: Eukaryota; Metazoa; Chordata; Actinopteri; Atheriniformes; Atherinopsidae
Source: the annotation of a GenBank genome assembly
AUCAUCAUUCUUUUCUUUCUGUGUCUCUGCCACUUUCCUGGGAAAUGUCAGACAGAGCUCCUGUAAAGAGGAGAUAAAGACCCCCAGCAGGGCUGGGCCACAGCUGUCACCUUCUGACUUCCUGGACAAGCUCAUGGGGAAAACGUCAGGAUAUGAUGCGCGCAUUAGACCCAACUUCAAAGGCCCUCCUGUGAAUGUCACCUGCAAUAUUUUCAUCAACAGCUUUGGCUCAAUCACAGAAACUACUAUGGACUACAGGCUUAACGUUUUUCUACGGCAAAAAUGGAAUGACCCUCGUCUGGCUUAUAGUGAAUAUCCAGAUGACUCCUUAGAUCUGGAUCCCUCUAUGCUGGACUCUAUCUGGAAACCUGAUUUAUUCUUUGCAAAUGAGAAAGGAGCCAAUUUCCAUGAGGUCACCACUGAUAACAAGUUGCUUCGGAUUUUCCAGGAUGGCAGCGUUUUAUACAGCAUCAGGCUGACUCUAACCCUGUCCUGCCCUAUGGACUUGAAGAAUUUCCCAAUGGACAUUCAAACCUGUACCAUGCAGCUUGAAAGCUUUGGUUACACUAUGAAUGACUUGAUAUUUGAAUGGCUGUCUGACAACCCUGUUCAAGUGGCAGAUGAUCUUACCCUCCCCCAGUUUCUGCUGAAGGAAGAAAAGGAUCUGGGCUACUGCACUAAGCACUAUAACACAGGUAAAUUUACCUGCAUUGAGGUCAAGUUCCACCUGGAACGGCAGAUGGGUUACUAUUUAAUCCAGAUGUACAUCCCUUCCCUUCUCAUCGUUAUCCUAUCCUGGGUCUCUUUCUGGAUAAAUAUGGAUGCUGCUCCAGCCAGAGUGGGUCUGGGUAUCACCACCGUGCUCACAAUGACCACACAGAGCUCUGGGUCAAGAGCAUCACUGCCAAAGGUGUCCUAUGUGAAGGCCAUUGACAUUUGGAUGGCAGUUUGUCUUCUUUUUGUGUUUGCUGCUCUUCUGGAGUAUGCCGCAGUGAACUUUGUCUCAAGGCAACACAAGGAGUUCAUCAGGCUGAGGAAAAAGCAGCGGCAGCAGAGAAUAGAGGAAGAACUGGUGAGGGAGAGUCGCGGUUUUUACUUCCGAGGUUAUGGACUUGGUCACUGCCUGCAGACCAAAGAUGGCGCCGCUGUGGAAGGCGCCACAGUGUUUGCCCCACCACCUCCAGUAGCCAUAUACAAUGGAGAAGUUCUUCACAAGCGUUUUGUUGACCGGGCUAAACGGAUUGACACCAUAUCCAGAGCUGUCUUUCCCCUGAGCUUCCUCAUAUUCAACAUCUUCUACUGGGUGACCUAUAAAGUGCUGCGACAUGAAGACAUCCAUGCAAAUCUGUAAGACACCCUCAGCCAUUAUUAGGUGUUACUUUACCCCCCCAGAAAACCGAACUGCCUCUGAGCUAUAUUAUGAUGAAGAAAUGUGUCAUGAGGCAUCACUGCCUCUCAGAGUCACUGCUUGAAAUACAAACUUUGUGCUCAGGUGCGUCUUCAGGAUCUCAGAUAGCGACGAAGCAGAAAGACUAGGUUAAGCUGCACUGCUUCAGGUUGUAUGUAAUUACCCUCUCGUAUGUGUCUUGGUUUGAUUCACGUGGAUCACACCAAGAUAAAAACAAGUUGGCACUUGAGCUAUUUUUUCGAUAAUGGAUAAAAGCGUUCAAAUGAUGAAAUUGGUCCUGGCUGAAUGAAAUGUGCUGACUUGAAUUUUGACACAACACAGCUUUAAAUGAAUGUUUUUGACUAUUUGAAAGCAUAUUGUUAUUUUUUGUUUGUUUGUUUGUUUGUUUACAAUUUCAGAUUAUCAAAUGUGUACAGAUGGGUGUGCUGGAAAAAUGUAUGAAUAAUCAAUAACUGAUCAUUUAAUUUAGGUAUGCAUAACAAGAGAUUAUAUAUGUACAUACAUGUAAAACAGUGUAUUAAAGUGUAUAUAAAAAAAGCUGUUAAAGUACACAAAGCACAAAUAUGUAAUUCUUUUGUCAACAUUGAAAUAAAUUGUUAUUCUGCCAG